Molecule: messenger RNA, 1511 nt
Organism: Schistocerca piceifrons (Central American locust)
Lineage: Eukaryota; Metazoa; Arthropoda; Insecta; Orthoptera; Acrididae
Product: L-serine dehydratase/L-threonine deaminase-like
Exons: 8
Coding region: 363-1322 (319 amino acids)
Biological process (GO): L-threonine catabolic process; L-serine catabolic process
Molecular function (GO): L-serine ammonia-lyase activity; threonine deaminase activity
Source: RefSeq, a predicted model, not a curated record
GUGAGUUCUGAUUUAUGUGCAACAAUGACGUGACAAAAUUAACAGAGAGGAAGAAACUGUCUGCAAUCUAAAGGAAAAUGUGUCUGGUCAUAUUCAGUUACGGCAAUGUCGGAGAUAGCCGGCUUCAAUUGAAUAAAGGCUAUCAGCAGGAUCUUGACAGUUGCGUAAGCGCACACGCUGUCGCACGAGUAUACAAACGAAGCGUCAAGUAGUUACGAGGGACACAGUGCCGCAAGCUGUUGUCAGCUUCUAACCUUGUAUGCGCAAUACCCCUUGAUAUUAUAAUCUGAUAAGCCCUGUAAGUACCUGACGCACUUUGACCACAGUGGUGUUUUACUGGAGCUCACUGAAAGACCACAACUAUGUCACCAAUAAACCUCCACUGUCAAACACCCUUGAAGAAAGUUGAUGUCCUCAGCCAGUAUCUGCCAGGUCGUGAUGUUUAUCUCAAAAUGGAGUCUAGCCAAGUGACUGGGUCAUUCAAAAUGCGGGGCAUUGGCUGUAGAGCCCGAAAGGCAGUGGAGAAUGGGUGCACCCAUCUGCUCAGCUGUUCAGGAGGAAAUGCUGGCCUGGCUACAGCAGAAGCUGCCCGACUGCUCUCAGUACCCUGCACCGUUGUGGUUCCACAAACAACCACCCAGAGAAUGAUUUCAAGAAUCCAGGAGAAAGGUGCCACAGUCAUUCGUCAUGGUGAUAACUUUAAUACUGCCCAACGCAAGGCUUUCGAAUUAGUGAAUGAAAUUAAGGGAUCAGUGUAUGUUUCACCAUAUGAUCACCCAGAUAUAUGGGAAGGUUGCACAACUGUUGUACGAGAACUGAGUUUAGAAAUGCCCGAGAGACCAGCUGUAAUAGUCGCAUCUGUGGGGGGUGGUGGCCUGUUGACAGGUAUUUUGGAUGGCCUCAAGGAAGUAGGCUGGCAAGAUGUACCUGUCCUUGCAAUGGAAACAUAUGGUGCCCAUUGCUUCAACCUAUCUAUGAAAGCUUCACAAAUUGUUGCAAUGGAAAAAAUAACCAGUAUAGCUACAUCCCUGGGAGCAAGAACAGUUACUGAGGGGCUAAUGGAACGUGUGCCCCACUUUAAAGUAAUGUCUGAAGUUGUAGAGGACAAGGCAGCAGUUCAAAGCUGUCUGAAGUUCGCAGAACUGGAGAAUGUGGUGGUGGAACCCGCAUGUGGAGCCACACUGGCAGCCCUCUACUCCGGUAUUCUGUCAAGACUGGACUCUGAGCACCGCAUUCCACCAGGUCCUGCUGUUCUCAUUGUAUGCGGUGGUACUGGAGUUACUCUGGAUCAGCUGCAGACUUGGGCUACACAACUGCAGUAACUAGUGUAGUCCACAUGCACAAAUUAUAUCACAUGGUUUUCCUUUUUCUACAGACAUAAUACCGUGGUUAAUGCUGAAAAAUUCAGGGACUGUAUAAACUAUUUACAACAGAAAUAUUUAUUGUGAAAAUAUAGUGAGAUAUCUGUCCAAAUAUGAUUGCAAUGAAUACAAUAACUUAUGUUUUACAAA